Molecule: messenger RNA, 3375 nt
Organism: Frieseomelitta varia
Lineage: Eukaryota; Metazoa; Arthropoda; Insecta; Hymenoptera; Apidae
Product: adenylate kinase isoenzyme 5
Exons: 12
Coding region: 784-2667 (627 amino acids)
Biological process (GO): nucleoside triphosphate biosynthetic process
Cellular component (GO): cytosol; cytoplasm
Molecular function (GO): AMP kinase activity; ATP binding
Source: RefSeq, a predicted model, not a curated record
GUUAUCACGCCGCGACUGAGAAACCUCUGCCCGUGAAAGUUCCGUUCCGGAAGCCUCGCGUGUCGGCCGUGUUUUUUCGUCGCUGGGACCGCAUUUUCCUUCUCUCUGUACAACGAUCGACAGUCGAAAUCACAGAGGUCCUCGGGCAAGUUCUGGACGAUCGUGAAAACGGACAAGUUUUAAUAGAAAUCUAAGAAGAAACAAUUUUCCCCGUGGUGGCACUAUUUAUUAUAUUCCACGAUGGAUUUGUUACUGAAAGUGGUUAAUGUUAAAGAUGAACGUCCUUGGAUAAACGUAUGAAACGAUCAAAGUACAUUGUGUCUUAUAACUGUUGAACGAAAUAUCAUCGACAUCAUUGAUGUGGAUGGUGUUGUUACUGACCGUCGUUCUGAAGAUUCUCCUAAAGAAAUUGCGAGGAUUUAAUCAAGUACCGAGAGAAACGCUGCGAAUCGAGACACCACCGACUUUUGUGUACCGAUUUAUUGGACUGUGAUAACAAAUUUCACUUAAUCGGCCACUUAUUCGAUUUCUACUUUCACAAAUCUGUGUGAAGAUACAGUUGAAUUUGACUUGACGUCGUUAAAAAAAAAGUGCGAGAAACUUGAUCAAUAGUUGAUAAAUCAAGAACGUUGUGAAAAAAGGAGUUUCUAAUGUGAGAAGGAAGUUGAUUGUGUUAUAUAUUUGGUUCUGAGAGGAACGUGUCAGGGAAACGUGAAUUAAUUAGUUGGAAGCAUGUGAUUAAAUGGCCGUGGCAGGAUCUUGGUAUCCUUUGAAGGAUCUACUAUGGGCAUCUGCCUGGACACUGAUCAACAAAAUGGAUCGCAGGUGUUCGAGGAAGCUGAUGCUCGAAGCGCGGGAAAAUGGCGGGGAGAGGCUGGCCUCUUGUCGACCCCACCAAACGGAUAUUUUCCCCAACAGAACGUUGGUGCAAUUAAAUUCGAAGUUCCAAAAGUGCCUGUCAUAUUUGUACUUGGUGGACCUGGUAGUGGAAAGGUGACACAUUGUGAUAAUUUGAUGCAAGAGAAAAAGGGCAUAACGCAUAUCAACAUGAUGGAUCUUCUACAACAAUACGCUCUAGGAAAUGAUAUGCAAGAUUUCGGGCAACUUAGCAGUAAAACCGUCGCGGAAGUGCUAAUGCUCGAAAUCAAGAUGUCUCCAGGUUCCAAAGUCUUUCUCGUUAGUGGUUAUCCACGUAAUAUGCGCGACGUAGUAGAAUAUGCUGAGAAAAUCAAAAUCGUGAAUGGCGUGAUUCUUGUGUCCUGGAGGCAGGAGAUUCUCGAAAGACAAAUCGAUUUUGGAGCACAACUUGGACAAGUAGUGAUCGAACUAGCGAGGAUGGAACUUUAUAAUUUUUACAGAAACGUUAUGCCCGUCGCGGAAUAUUUCGAUCAAAGCGGAAUGUUGAUAGAGGUGAACGGAGAAAGAAAUCCAAGCGAAGUUUACGUCGAUUUUCGCGAAGCGGUUUACAAAAUUCUUGGCUUGUCGAGCGGCGAAGUGCAAGAAAAAAAUGUUCCUCAACCGUUAGAAGCAGAAGUAGAAGUUGAGAGAAGGAAAGAAUCUAUUCCAAAAUCAUCGUCUCCUAGGAAAGAAGCGAUAGCUGAAACGCAAGUACUUGACCAGAUGAACGUGAACCCUGUAAAAACCGCGGAUAAACCCAGAAAAGGGCUACCUGCGUUCAUCUGGGUUAUAGGUGGCCCAGGAAGCAACAAAGAAAACUUAUGCACCCAGGCCGUUCGUAACAUGCCAGGUUGGGUUCAAGUCAGCAUCGGUGGAUUACUUAGAACAAUGGCAUCGUCGAACACUAUCGUCAACGAUGCCAUCGUUUCUGGAGAAAUGGUCCCGCAAGAUAUUGUAAUACAAGUAGUAGAACAACAGAUUAUGCUAAACCGCGACACAGAUGGUAUAAUAAUUGACGGUUAUCCGAGGGACUUGAAUCAAGUACAAGAAUUUGAAAAUAAGUUUGGUCAGCAACCACCGUUAGUAUUAUUGGACUGUUCGAAAUUGCAACUUGGGAGAGGAAGAAUAGAUGAUAAUGUUUCUGCAUUUAGGAAGAGGCUGGAACUCUUUCGCGAAGUAUCUUUACCUAUGUUGAAAACUUUGGACAACGAAAAUCGCUUAACGAUUAUCGAUGGCGACACCGACGUACCAAGCGUGCAACAAGAAUUUUCCGCUGCACUUUAUCAAUUAAUGACGCGAACGCGUCGCAAAGGAGAAAAUAAUGUACAGAGUCCUAAACUAGAUGUAAUGCAAGAAAAUGGGAACAACGCGAAACUGAAUACGGUAGUCCCUGACAAUAGAGAUCAGCCGAUCGUACCAAACGGCGUUUCUAAGCAGAUGAUCGACGGUAAAUUAAACGUCAAGGAAGCACUUACUGCUAAGAAGAAUAUAAAUGGAAUCAGCAUACAAGGGGCAGCACGAAUUGCAAAUGGAUUGAAGAAUACCGCGAGACAAGCUCAAAAAAACGGCGCUGCUCGUAUGCAAAAUGGCAUUGCAAACGGUACCGCGCACAUGUUGCAAAACGGCGUGGCACAUCUGGCCAACGGAAUUAUAUCGGGCAACAACAAGGUUGCACCGGCGGUCCAAAAUUAUUUGCCGAACAAUGCGAAAGACGCCGUGAGAAAAAUGUACAACGAGGUCGAAGGUUACCAAGAAAAUUUACACAUGUAGUUAAUUGCACGUGUAAUAUCGUUCGGAUGAAAAAAUGAAAAAGGAAAAGAGGAUAGUUUUAAUUUAUCCUACUAUCUUUUUAUAACUUAAGAGUUGACCAUGUUAAUGUCUACGAAAUUAAGCAAACACCCGAGGUUUUAUCUCUGAUAAAAUAUAUAUAUAUAUAUAUAUAAUAUGUAUAUUACACGUAUUAUCAUACGUAUGUAUGUAUAUUACUAUAGUAUUAUUAUAGUAUAUUAUACGUAUUAUAAUACUAUACCGAAUGUUUCCGGCGUUUCCUAGAUAGAUUGCAUAAGUAUAAUUUAUAAAUAAAAAUAUAGAAACGAUUAUAUAUGAAGUUUUUGUCUAUAAAUGCUUUGUUAUGAUGCAAGAAAAACUUUAGUGCCACAGAUAAAUAGAAGUGCCUUUAAACUUUAUAUUACAAGAGUCUUCAAAUGAAACUAAAUCGUUUCCAGGCAGAAAAAAACAUACAAUGAAAAAUUGCUAUUUAAUUGAUGUUGUGUAUGUAUCUAUAACUUUCCAACAUCAAAGCAUUUAUAGCUGAACUUCAUGCGAUCGCUGAUUUUCUCACUGGCCGCAGUACAUCGGGAAAAUUCGGAAACAGUAUGUGUAAUAAUACAUUCGCAUUGUGCCUUAAGCAACUACGACUUAAAUAGGAUUAAAGGAAGGAUUUAAGAGGAAAGCCAAACGCAAAAAAUAUAUAAAUUU